Molecule: messenger RNA, 1629 nt
Organism: Candoia aspera
Lineage: Eukaryota; Metazoa; Chordata; Lepidosauria; Squamata; Candoiidae
Product: chemerin-like receptor 1
Exons: 1
Coding region: 61-1137 (358 amino acids)
Biological process (GO): positive regulation of cytosolic calcium ion concentration; phospholipase C-activating G protein-coupled receptor signaling pathway; chemotaxis
Cellular component (GO): plasma membrane
Molecular function (GO): complement receptor activity; G protein-coupled receptor activity
Source: RefSeq, a predicted model, not a curated record
GGACUAGAGAAGGACCAUCUGAUUUCUUAUUCCUCCUACUCUGUAAGGUUCCAUUACAUCAUGAAGGUUAAUUCCACUUCUCUGUGGCUUUCCAAUGUAUCUGUACCAUUAUCCUCGGAAACCAAGUCUGAUGUGAGCAGGCUCAUGGACAUGCUUCAGGUCUUUUUCUAUGGAGUUCUUUUUCUACUUGGUUCCCUUGGCAAUGGAGCUGUCAUCUGGAUCACAGUCCGCCAGGCUUCACGGACCAUCAGCUGCAUCUGGUUCUUCAAUCUAGCUCUGACCGACUUCCUGUUCUCAGUCACCCGGAUUGUGCCCCUCAUAAAGAAUGCUUUUGAUAAAGGUUGGCCCUUUGGAAGCUUCCUAUGCAAAGCCAACAGCUUCAUCAAGUACCUCAACAUGUUCUGCAGUGUCUUCCUCUUAGCUGCCAUCAGCAUGGACCGGGCAGCUUGUGUAGCCUACCCAAUAUGGUCCAAAAGGCACCGUGACAGCCGCUUGGCAUGGCUAGCUGCCAGCGGAGCUUGGUUCAUGGCCAUUGCCACAAGCUUCCCUUUCUACUUCUACCGUGGCAUAAAAAUUGAUAAGACUAACAAGACCAAGUGCUCCUUUUCACUGGAGGGAAAUGAAACAGCAAAACUGACCAUCUAUAUGUUGAGACUGAUAUGUGGGUUCUUGGCCCCCUUCACCAUCAUUGUGAUCUGCUACGGCAUCAUCACGGUGGUACUGAGGAGACGACGGACUUCCCUCCGCUCCAAGAAGCCCUUCAAGGUCAUAUUGGCUCUUGUGGUCACGUUCUUCCUCUGCUGGGCACCAUAUCACAUCUUCCUCCUCCUCAAAUUGGCAGGAGUGAAUGGCAUAGCACUUUCUGUUGGCCUCCCCCUCUCUUCCUUCCUGGCCUAUCUCAACAGUUGCGCCAACCCUAUCCUUUACUUUUUCAUGGGCAUGGACUUCCACAGAAAGCUGACUCUUUACAACAUAAGCUCUGCAUUCAGGAGAACCUUGCUUGAAGACAGUGGCACCUCACUUAGAAGACUUAGCAGAUGCAAGAAGGAAACAGUUUCUUCCACUGAUGAGAUAGCUCAGUCUUCAGUAGUCCAUCAGCUGCAUUGCAAAAACUCGGCACUUCGAAGUUUGACUUAGGAAACCCAUGUGGCUUGGGAACUCAUGUGUGACAGGUGAAGAGGCUUUGUAGUCCAGCACAUCAGGAGGACAGCAGUCUGAUGGAGGCUGGAUCUGUCACGCCCAUUACCAGAGCAAUACAAGGCUUCCUUUUCUUCUUUCAUCCCACGUUUUUCGACCACUGAUAUUUUCCGGACAUUUUGAAAAUGCAAAUGCUUGUAUGUGAGAAAGAAGCUUUUUCUUACAUCAUGAACUGUGAAGGAUUGGUUGUUUUGCUCCACGUUCCUCAAAAAUGUUAUUUUCCUUUGCAGUUAAUGUAUACGUAUACACUUCCCGCUAGAUCUGUACAUUUGUUUCUUUGAAAAGCUUGUUCGACCGAUUCUGAUAUUAGCAGCCCUGUCUGAGGUGCCUUCUAACGUAAACAUAAGCCACCAUGUAGCAUUCUAAAAUCAGGGUUAAGGAAGUAUAAAAAUAAGUUGGUUUUGUUUUAAAUAAAGGGAAUGUGUCCUUUUA